Molecule: messenger RNA, 3310 nt
Organism: Patiria miniata (bat star)
Lineage: Eukaryota; Metazoa; Echinodermata; Asteroidea; Valvatida; Asterinidae
Gene: snap25
Product: synaptosomal-associated protein 25-like
Exons: 6
Coding region: 18-557 (179 amino acids)
Biological process (GO): synaptic vesicle priming; synaptic vesicle fusion to presynaptic active zone membrane; exocytosis
Cellular component (GO): SNARE complex; plasma membrane
Molecular function (GO): SNAP receptor activity; syntaxin binding
Source: RefSeq, a predicted model, not a curated record
UGGAGAGUACGCGGCGUAUGCUGCAAAUGUCGGAAGAGAGUAAGGAAGCGGGGAUCAAGACUCUUGUUAUGUUGGAUGAACAAGGAGAGCAACUUGAUCGCAUCGAAGAGGGUAUGGACCAGAUCAACUCGGACAUGCGCGAAGCGGAGAAGAAUCUCACGGGUCUGGAGAAAUGCUGCGGCCUGUGUGUCUGCCCCUGGAAGAAGUUCAUGGGCUUUGAGAAGGGAGACGACUACAAGAAAACCUGGAAGUCAUCUGAGGAUGGCAAGGUUAACUCCAACCAGCCAAUGCGCAUGGAGGAUAACCGUGACGGUGGUAACAUGCCCUCAUCCUAUAUCACAAGGAUAACGAAUGACGCCCGCGAGGACGAAAUGGACGAAAACAUUCAACAGGUGAGCGGCAUUGUGGGUAAUCUGCGCCACAUGGCCAUUGACAUGCAGAGCGAGAUCACUUCUCAGAAUCGCCAGGUGGAUCGCAUCAUUGACAAGGCGGAAUCAAACGAGGAGAGAAUCUCACAAGCCGACAAGAGGGCCAAGAACAUCUUAAGGAACAAGUAAACGAAUCAACUCGCCCACGCUGGACGUAAAGUGUGGCCUUUUGGGUUGCCAAGAGAAGCUGUAAAAUAUAUAUAAAUAUAUUCUAUGGAAGAAAAGAAUUAGCAGAAAGAUCAUACCCAUACUAAGUUAUGGAUUUCAAAAUCUUAUCGUUGCUAAGAAUUUUAAUCUGUCAACUCUUUUUCUACAAUUUGUUUUGUUCGAAUUUGUAGGAUACUGCUUAUGUGGGUGAAAAGUUUAUACAAAUGUUGUACACUAGACUGCUGUCUAUGCAAGAUUACUAGAGAAAGUGCUGGCGGGGUUUUAGAUGUGAUGAUGAUUGGGAAGUUGAUGAUGGGGAUGCUGAUGAUGAUGAACCCUUCUUUGUUGUGUUGUAUUCAAGGCCUUUUCUAAGCCCCCAAAAUAUACUAAAAUCACAGGUUGCAAAGCGGAAAUUGAGUCUAAGCACUGAGGCUGUGCUGUUUGAGAAAUGAGCGUUUGGACACACAGCUAACACAGAUACAGGGGAAAAGGUACAACAACUGGAUUCGGAGUCUGAGUCCUUUUGCAAAUUUCUUGGAAAUUUUUAGUGUACAUUUUAGUCCAAAUGUUCAGACUCCUACUUGUAAUUGGAAGCCCAAAUACUCGGACCACUCUGUCCAGUUAAUUGAGUUUUAAGUUUCUACUGUAUUUGCAUUUAUUUUGUAUACAUAUUGGACUCAGAAAAGGACUCUAGUUCAAUACUGCCCGUUUAGUAUAACAGGAUUUUGAGCAUGGCAGUAUGUCAGUUCGGUAUCUCGAUGAAGUAAGGUCAUUCGGGAUAAAAUUGCUGACGAGAUGUUUCGUAAAUGCCUAUUCUGCUAGUAAUUUACGCGCAAGCGUCGCGCGACUGUCUCCUUUCACGUUCAUGCACCUUCGAUAAGCGUUUGAUUAUCCUAAAUGACCCGUAACCCAUAGCAUUGUGCGCAUGCGCAGUUGAAAUACCCAACUGGCUUAUUAUUAAUGAAUAGCUGAUACAUGUACCAUAAGGCAAACAUUCCUCACUAGUCAACCAGAGUGUUAACACCUUCUAGCUGAUUGGUUAAAUAAAGUACUUCGCAUUCCAAGAUUUUCCAAUAAAGCUUCUUUUUUUCACACAGUAAUACAUCAAGUCCUACUGAAAGUGCAAACAAAGUUAGAGAUAUGCUUUGCAUGACGUGAAUGCUUUUCAUUUGUAAUUCUGAAUCCGUAGGUAGCCAACUAUGAUAUUAAGGAUAGUGGGGGAUUUAAACGAGUCACGAUCACCUAUAUUUGGCAUGACUUGCAAUAAUAAAAAAAAAAUCGCUUUGAUGAACGUUAGUUUUUAGAGCACUAUAUCUUUCAUGAAAUAAACUAGAGAGUGACUUCACUGGCUUCAUGGUAGGAACCCAGUCAUAAUUAUUUCAUAUUGUAUAUUGAUAAUGUAAACAUGUACAUAUCUUAAGCAUUUACUUUCUUCCAAUUAAAACAAUUUGUUCAUUACUGUUAUAUUCUUCAUUACUUAUCAGCACCCGUUUGCAUGUUAGACCUUCAAUUUUUUCAACGAAAUGUUUUCUUUCAGUGAAUAACUUCAAUUGGAAUAGUGUUAAAACAUUUCUGAAAAUCUUCUGUGUAAAUACGGGCAUGUGAGUUGUACAUUUUGGUGACGGAAGACAACGUUGUAUAGAACUUGAUUACCAAACAAGGCAAGACCAAUGAAUUGAUUGGGUAAAAUUUGGUAAUGUGUACAAACGAAUUACAUAAAUAAAAAAUUAAAAUAUUGUGAAGAAGGUGCAUUUUAUUUUACUUGAACGUAAAGUAAAACAGUAAUUUAUUGUGUGCAUUAAAUACAUAUCUGCAUUGGUCAGAGAGGGUUGUUGAUUUCACCAGCAUCACAAGGGACAUCAAACUUAAAUUAAUAUGGUUACAUUUGUCCUUGUCCCAAAACGCACUAACAGCUCCGCCAAUAGGGUUCAGCUGACUCUGCCCUUACUACUUUUGGUUCUUGUAAAACCAUUGCAAAGAAAAAGGUUAAAUUAUUCCCCUUUCCAAAAAUGAUGAGAAAAUAAGCGGCCCUCGAUGACAGAAACUUGGUCAUUGUUUUGAUCAUAUUAAUUUCAAUAUUAAUUGCAUAUUUUCUCAUGGAACACUGGGCUGUUACCCUGUACAAAAAUAAUAAUGAUAACAAUUCUAACCAGUAAGCUGUUGUCAUGGUUAAGUUCAGCAAUAAAAUAUUUAUUUAUCAUCUGCAAAAAAAAGUCAAUGUCAUAACUGUAAAUAAUACUGUGCUCAAUGGAAAAUGGGAAAAAAUCAAUUAAAAAAUGAUUAUUAAUAUUCUGUAUUCUUAAUAUGAAACAAAUGUUUCCAGUUAAUUUUUUAAGCGUUGAUUUGGACAUUUUAGUUUAAAUUGUUUGUUUCUCAGAGAAAAAUUUAUAUCAAUCAUAGUGACUUUUGUUAUGGGUUAAACAUAUGAUAAUUAAAAACAUAAAUUCUGUAAUUCUUUGCUUUAUAAAAAAAACAUGAAAUAUGGAUCAUUUGAAGAUUUUUGUUCAAUGUUGAGCAUCAUACAAUAAAAAUCAAACUAUGUAGUACAUUUAGAGUAGUCAAUUUGCAGACACGUUGCACAAACAUUGUGUAAUUUCAAUACUCUUUUGAAUUAUACUAAAGCUAAAGUUAAAGUCGAUCUCAUAAUUCAGCUUAAACCAUUUAUACCGGUAUAUAUUUCCAGUUUUCUUCACAUUUGUUGGCAUUAAACAAGCACAUUAUUUUAGAAAGUUGAA